Messenger RNA from Neocloeon triangulifer, 1871 nucleotides. RefSeq names its product large neutral amino acids transporter small subunit 1 (gene mnd). The record is from RefSeq and is a predicted model, not a curated record. The transcript is spliced from 10 exons. Gene Ontology annotation, molecular function: L-amino acid transmembrane transporter activity. NCBI's taxonomy places the organism in Eukaryota, Metazoa, Arthropoda, Insecta, Ephemeroptera, Baetidae. Gene Ontology annotation, biological process: amino acid transmembrane transport. Gene Ontology annotation, cellular component: membrane. Bases 303 to 1814 code for a protein of 503 amino acids.
UUUUUUUAACGCCGUCUGUCUUCAGGAUUACUGCAGGUGAAUUUUCGGCUGCUGUUUUUCUAGAUUUCAGACCAGCAGUUGGUGCAGAAUAGGUUGGACGGAAAACAUCUGGCUCGCAGAAAAUUACUCGCAUCCUGUUUUGUCCAAUUGCUGAUAUUGAGACAGACCGGUGAGUGUGUGUGUGUGUCCGGGACAGAGGAGACUGGCUGUGCCAUGAACUGGCUUAUCUGACGGAGUUGGGGCGGAACGGCGCGCGAGCGCGUGGUGCAUAAAAAGUUUGAGUGGGUUGGAACGGCGGCGACAUGCCGUCGACGACCAGUCGCAUCAUCAUGGCCGUGGGGGGCGCAUCGGCCUCCGAGUGUCAGCCUCUGCAGGCGGCCAACGGCAACGGCCACGGCCCCCAGCAGCAGCAGCAGGAGGUCAAGUUGCGGAAGGAGCUGGGCCUGUUCGACGGGGUGGCCAUCAUCGUCGGCGUCAUCAUCGGCGCCGGCAUCUUCGUCUCGCCCAAGGGAGUGCUCGAGCACGCCGGCUCCGUCGGACUCGCCCUGAUUGUGUGGGUGCUCUCGGGCCUCUUAUCGCUCGUCGGCGCCCUUUGCUACGCGGAACUCGGGACAAUGAUCCCAAAAUCAGGGGGCGAUUACGCAUACAUCGGAGAGGCGUUUGGCCCACUGCCCGCCUUCCUUUACCUUUGGGUUGCCCUUUUUGUGAUCAUCCCGACCGGAAACGCGAUCACGGCGCUCACCUUUGCCCAGUACCUGAUCCAAAUGGUGCUGCCCAACUGCGAGCCCAACGUCAGCCUAAUCAGACUCAUCGCAGCCCUCGUCACAUGUUUGCUCACGGCCAUCAACUGCAGGAAUGUCAAGUUGGUGACCAAAGUGCAGGACGUGUUUGUCGGCGCCAAAAUACUCGCCCUGGGAAUCAUCAUAGUCGCCGGUCUGGUCUUCCUGUGCCAGGGCAACCUACAGAACCUGAGCCAACCAAUGGAAGGUUCGUCCCUCGAACCUGCGUCCAUCGCCCUUUCCUUCUAUUCGGGUCUUUUCUCCUACGCAGGAUGGAAUUAUUUAAAUUUCGUCACUGAGGAAUUGCAAAACCCAUACAAAACCCUACCACGUGCAAUUGCAAUUUCCCUUCCCCUUUGUACGAUUGUUUAUGUGCUCACCAAUGUGGCGUAUUUCGCCGUGCUCACCAGAAACGAAAUCCUGUCAUCUGAAGCUGUGGCUGUGACAUUUGGCGACAGAAUGCUGGGUUCGUUGACCUGGGUGAUGCCCUUUUUUGUUGCCUGCUCAACCUUUGGCGCCCUGAACGGCGCGAUUUUUGCGUCGGCCCGACUCUUCUUUGUCGGAGCCCGACAGGGCCAUCUGCCCGCUGCAAUCGCCUUAAUCAACAUAGAUUGCCUCACACCAAUUCCUUCGCUUUUAUUCCUGUGCCUUAUCACGCUAGUCUUGCUUUUCAUAGACGACGUUUAUGUGCUCAUAAACUAUUUGACGUUUGUGGAGUCCCUUUUUAUCACCAUGUCCAUCCUGGGACUCUUAUGGCUUCGGUACAAACAACCAGACGCCCAUAGACCAAUUAAGGUCAACAUUAUGCUGCCAAUCAUGUUUUUCAUCGUGUGCAUAUUUUUGGUCACAAUGCCCGUUUAUAAAAAGCCAGGAGAAGUUGGCGUUGGUCUUCUGAUAAUCGCCACUGGCAUUCCAGUUUAUCUAAUCUGCAUUCGCUGGAAGAAUAAGCCAAAGUGGAUGAUCAAUGCAUCAGAUCGAUUAAAUCUGCUCUGCGUAAAAGUGUUUAAAUGUGUUCUUGAGGAGAAGGAAGAUUGACCAUCAAGAAAGUCUUUACAUUCCGAUUCAUGUUGAACACAACCAAGAAGCCAAUGU